Molecule: messenger RNA, 528 nt
Organism: Strongylus vulgaris
Lineage: Eukaryota; Metazoa; Nematoda; Chromadorea; Rhabditida; Strongylidae
Source: the annotation of a GenBank genome assembly
AUGGCACAAUCAUCAUUCGUGGUGCUUUGGGGACGAUCUUCAUACACUGUUGUCCAUCUUAUCGAUUUGCAUAGAAUCCUAUCACCUCGUCUGGCUGUCCUUCGACUCCCAGCUGAUGACUCGGAACUUGAUGCAUUCUAUGAAGAUUUGGAGGAAGUCAACCGUAAAGAGAAGUCCUCCUGCAAUGUCGUGGGUUGCUUCAAUGCGAACAUCGGGAUGCCAGAAGAGGGGAUGGGAGCCGAAAGCUGGAAGAGAAGAUGUGUCACUAGUUGGAAGAAGGAGAGAAAUCGUGUACUCAACUUGGAGGAUCCUGUCUACUUGUACUGGCCCAUCGAGAAGGACCCAGCGAAAAAUUGCGACCUGCUUCUCAGAGAAUUGAGAAGAAAAACAAAGAAAAUGAUUGUCUGGGCCGCUUUCGUGCUCCUAGAGGAAGCCACAGCACAGCUGAAGAACCCAAAGCUUCAAUGCCCACCUGUUCGAUUCAACCAUUCUCCCUGCGUAUUACGCAGCAGAGACGUAGCCUGCUAA